AUGUUGUCUUUCGAUACGCGGUUCUUAUGGAUCUGUUUGGUGGUCAUGAGUGGCGCGACGGGUCAGACGAGCCCAGCGGCCGGCGGUGGCGGCGGUGCUGGUGGUGGGGGCACAACGGGCGGUGGGCCACAGAUCGCGUCGUCAACUCCGGCUCCGGGAUCUUCCUUUGACUUUUGCGCGAUUGUGUCGGAGAAGUUCGCGAAGAAUAUCUCGCGAGUGUUUACGAUGGAUGACUACAUACUCGCGGGCGGUGACGGAACCCUGUUCUACAUUAUCAAAACCAAUACUUCAGGCCCGGACUGGAAGUACUAUUUUGGACGUAACGCCAGCGAUUUUAUCCCCGAAUCGAAGCCAUUUACCGACAUCACGGGUGCGCUGUAUUUCGGUCAGCAAUGCAAACAAGGGGGCGGACAGGACUGCAGCUUUAUGACCGCGGCCAACUACAAGGCUCUGUUGGUGGGUCAGGACAACCCUGUAGGGUCGACACCACCCAAGUAUGCCUACCAGGCCUAUACUGUGGCCGUCGUAGCGGAUCCCGAUUUUGUGAAUCAAGGUGUGCAUAAAGAUCCGUUCGUCGCCGUCAAAGAUGACAGUCAAAUGCCGUGGGGAUUGCCCGCCAAGAGUCCCAUUUCUGGCACCAGUAAGUUCUUCCCCAUUGACACCGACUACUCGUAUUUGGGCGCCGCGUACGACCCGACCCAACAGGUGGUCUUCGUGUUGACUUAUCACGACAUCUUGAGUAAUGGUAUCCUCAAGAGUAUGCUUAAGAGGCUGCCGUGGAUCGGCUCACGCCUCAGUCAGACACUCAUUCACUUUUGGAAACUCGAUGGCAAAGGCGAGGCUCACUACCAGACGGCGAACGCCGUGCGCGGCUAUACAGCACUCGUAUCCAAAAGUGGCAAUUUGUUCGCUCUCGAGCGGGGAAAGUGGUAUUUGUUGGAUAUCUUUGAACAGAAGGAUCCAAUACCCGAAAAGGGAACGUACGAAACGCUCGAGUUUUUCAACUGUUACAAAAACUCCACUUUUAAGCUCGAUAAGCCUAUUCUGCCCGUCAAACCCAUUCCCAGUCCAUUGGCCAGCGGUCACGCUAGCAAUGCGAGCGGCAAUAGCAGCGAAACGGUGGCCCCUCUCAACCCCGACGCCACGUCUCCCGCAUCGUCUGAAUCGCCAACCGCUGAGCCCAAAAAGGAGGAGAAAUCGUCGCCAAUGCUUAUCAUUUUGAUUAUAGUGAUUGUGAUUGUGAUUGUGAUAAUCAUUGUUAUCAUUUGUUGCCUCUUCUGCUGUAUGAAAGGAAAGGGAAAGGACGACGAGAAGGACAAAGAGGCCAAACCGGGUUCACCGAAGGCCGGCUCCAAAGUGGGAUCGAAAGUCGGCUCAACGACCGGAGGAGCGAAAGCGGCGUCGACUACGGGAGCGGCGAAGUCAUCGACUGGCGGUGCGGGCGCUGGCGGUGGCAGUAAAGCCGGUGGCGUUAAACCCACUAAAUCCUUGGCUAUGAAGAGCACGUCAUCCGUCGCUUCCGUCCGAUCCACUCAUUAAUUUGAAUUCAAUUUUUGAUUUGACUUUGAAUUCAAUUUUUGAUUUGAUUUUUCAUUAUUUUAUACCAAAUUAUUUCUCCCC
Molecule: messenger RNA, 1620 nt
Organism: Medioppia subpectinata
Lineage: Eukaryota; Metazoa; Arthropoda; Arachnida; Sarcoptiformes; Oppiidae
Source: the annotation of a GenBank genome assembly